Messenger RNA from Closterium sp. Naga37s-1, 564 nucleotides. NCBI's taxonomy places the organism in Eukaryota, Viridiplantae, Streptophyta, Zygnematophyceae, Desmidiales, Closteriaceae. The record is from the annotation of a GenBank genome assembly.
AUGCCUCCAAACGGCAGAACUACCAAGGCCGCUGCUACGAUGACGCCCAUUGAGGAACCGCAGGUUCGCGCGGCGGAAGCAUCAGUGCGUGCGCUUCUGGUGUACCCGAGGAAGACGCUUCUGGUGUCGGAGGAUGCGUUAAGUGCGCUCACGUGCCAGGAGCUGCUUCCGGCGUGGCUGUCGCGGGUCCGCUAUAGUCGGCUGCAGGUCACGUUCGCCUCCCUUGUUGAUGCGAAAGUGGUUCGCUGUCAUUUGGUGGAUCACGUGGGUGCGAAUGGCAAGACCCGCUACUCAUUCGGCUGGCAGCACCCGAUCAACAGCAGCUUCUUGAAGGCGAAGGCUGACAUGCCGGAAGGAGUAGAGGUGCUUCUUAAGGGUGUGCCGGCGGAAAUCACGCCGAUGAUCGUUUAUGAGUCGCUGGCGGUCCACAAGCUGCAGAAAUGCGGGCGGUCGGCGUUCCUGCAAGGCGCGGGUUUCCACCGUGUGAUUGAUCCGGUUUCCGGGCUGGGGACGGACAAGAUUCGGGGCGUGGUGGUUCCGCACCCUGGGGACACUUACCGCUAG